AUGCGCUCUGCAUCAGAGGACCCCGGAUUCCAACCAGCGUCCGACCCCACGAGAACCGCCAUACUCACCAAUAUCUCGUACCACACCCACCGCCUCUCCUCACUACAGUCCCUCGAGCUCGAACUCAACUACACCCCCUCCUCCUCUUCCUUCUCACAAUACACCCCCCUCCUGUCCCACCUCUCCUCCCAAAUCACCCAAUCCGAAAAAAACCUCCAUACCCUCAAGGUCAAAACUCAGAAAGCCUACUGGGACCACGUCCGCUCUCAGAAUUCUACUUCGAUGAAAGUCGGUGCUUUGUUCAAGGGUCGGAAGGGGGAGUAUGAGUAUGAGGAGCGGAAGAGGAGGGAUGAAGUAGUGUACCUGGAAGCUUCAAGAUCUAGAGCAGAAAAAGCCGAGAACGAACGGUUAGAGGAGCUCAAGAGGGUGCGGGAGGAGACAUUGGCGCAGAAACAACAACUGGAACACAAAGCAGAAGAAUACAAACGAAUCAAAAACGAACUAUCCUCUCUCUACGCAACGAUAUUCGACGGACCUACACCCCCCUUCCCCGAAGAAGACACCUUCGAACACACCCUCCUCACCACCCACCUCCACACCGAAUCUGCUCAGAAAGACCUCAACAGGCACACGCACACAUCCACCCUCCUCCAAUCCGCCCUCCUCGCCCUCACCAUCAGUAUCUCCCUAAUGAAAGACGUCUUACGAACGUCCUCUGGUACUAUAGGCUUCCUCCAUACUUCAGAUGGUCACUCCGUGCAAGAGGCUGCGAAACGCUUUGUGGAGGCGCAGGGGUACGCGGAGAAGGCGAGGGAGAGGUGUAGGGAGGUGCAGCGUUUGAAGGGUAUUUGCGUUGGGGAUAUGCCAUUCCUCGCAUUCGCGAAGAGCGACCGUCUCCGUUCGGAUAUGUACAUCUACGAAAAGUUAGCGACGAUAGCCAGGCAGCUGGAAGACGCGAACGACCAGAUUCAAAGAGCACACGCUGAAUCGGAAAGGAGGAAAGUAGAGGCUGCUCGAGUGUUGGCUGAGGUUACGAGCCGCAGAGAUACGCUGGAACUGGAGCUGUUCGAGUUGCGGAAGAGUAUUGUUGAAAAGGUGAUUAGGGAGGAUACCGAACCUCCGCCAUACGAACCGUUUGAGAAUGGAAGGGAUGGUUGA
This is a messenger RNA of Coprinopsis cinerea okayama7#130, 1158 nucleotides long. RefSeq lists its product as hypothetical. The coding region runs from base 1 to 1158 and encodes 385 amino acids. The record is from RefSeq and is a predicted model, not a curated record. The transcript is spliced from 6 exons. Lineage: Eukaryota; Fungi; Basidiomycota; Agaricomycetes; Agaricales; Psathyrellaceae.